Messenger RNA from Rhipicephalus microplus (southern cattle tick), 883 nucleotides. RefSeq lists its product as uncharacterized. Lineage: Eukaryota; Metazoa; Arthropoda; Arachnida; Ixodida; Ixodidae. The record is from RefSeq and is a predicted model, not a curated record.
GCGGUCGUGUCUUUGUCUACAUCUUCCGCGCGUACAAGCGUCUCAACAGUUUCAUUAUCGCGCACUGCUGUGUUACAGUGGCUAGCCGUCUGUUUGCAGGCUUGUGGAAGUAGCGCAGACAGGAAGUGCGACAAAAUGCCGCAUGCAUGUGAUGUUGCCGGAUGCCCCAAUGGUGCACGCCGCCAGUACUGCAACAGGGGAACCUAUCUGUCUUUUCACUGGAUGCCGCAGAAUGAACCCUUACGCUCGGAGUGGCUGAGUGUCACGCCUUUGCGCCAGAGUGCUAAACAGUCAAAUGCUGUGCGUGUGUGCUCGCUGCACUUUCGUGCUGAGGAUUACGAGACCAACCGAAACUUGGUCGAUGCUUUUAAUGUGCCCUUGCGAGCCAAGCUUCGCCCCAGUGCCGUGCCCUCGGUAUUUCCCAAGUCCGAGAGUCAGCUCGGCACCGUGCCCGAGUUGCCUGUGUCCGACAACUUGAAAGAACUGCGGGACGACGACGCGGCUGAAUGUACGGAAUCCGGAACCACAGAUUCUGCUAUCGAUACCGGCACCAACACUGACGCGAAGGUGGCUGUUCACGCGGAAACUCAGACUAAUCGGUCGUUGAGGACCGGCUACUACAUUGGCUAUGAUAAAAGUGUGCAAGUUCGUCUGCGUGGCAAGAGCAUCGGGGUCCAAGUUAAUUUAACUCUGAAGAACACAGAAGAGAGGAGGAGACAGGUGCGCAAGAGGAAAAAGCCCAUGAUAUCAACACGAGCAAGGAGGAGGCGAACACAGAUGUGUAGGAAGAAACGGCACGAAAAGGCCUUACAAUGAUCGAGGAGAUCAAAGAGCAAAACGGCAGCGACAGACAUCAAUAAGUGGGCCCUUGUGCUCAGAUUUG